Molecule: messenger RNA, 732 nt
Organism: Necator americanus (New World hookworm)
Lineage: Eukaryota; Metazoa; Nematoda; Chromadorea; Rhabditida; Ancylostomatidae
Exons: 6
Coding region: 1-732 (243 amino acids)
Source: RefSeq, a predicted model, not a curated record
AUGGUGAACAUGAUUCACGCAUCACAGAACGUCAAGAUGCUAUUCUCCGAUACUAUGAGGGGACAGUUCAGUAAGGAAGUCUUGCCCGCUGUUGUGUAUGUAGGCACCAAAGUGGGAAGUUCACAUCGACUCAGACCGUACGGUGAUAGGGCGAAUCGUGAAGCUCAUGAGAUGAGCCGCCCAAGUGCUUUUCGUGCAAUGAUUUCUGAAUGUUGCAUGUUUCAAGAUCAUCAGACGUUGCACAAAGACAAGACGGCUUAUAGGACUACAAGGUUCAUUUGCGUAGGGGAAAUUGGAGAACAAAAUGGUAUCGAAAACCAAGUUACAGCUGCAGCAGUUCCAUCUGAGGCUCAAUGGCGCAUUGCCUCCGUAAACAUGGCUAACCAUAUUACUCAGUUCAAUGGGUACCCAGCAAAGGCAAGCUCACGACAGCUAGGUCUGCGAGACUCAGUCAGAGUAGUGAACAUACCACCUGCAAACCUGAAGCAACAGCUAGUCUGCAACCGUGCUUAUGACAGACUUUGUGAGACACCUAACUGCAUCGUUUAUCCGAAUGAGGGUGCUCAUCGCAGAGAGUGUCAUGACAACAACCCUUUCAAGAUAGCUGUCAUGAUCUUGGAACGCGAAUCAGACGUUUUGGCGCGAAAAACAUUGGAAGCAUUUUAUAUCGCCAAAAGUCCAAUGCAUCGCUGUGACCAACGAGGUGGCGCUAUGUCAAGACUCCGCCUCUGA